Protopterus annectens (West African lungfish) is the source of this 729-nucleotide messenger RNA. Its product is annotated as palmitoyltransferase ZDHHC3-like. The record is from RefSeq and is a predicted model, not a curated record. NCBI's taxonomy places the organism in Eukaryota, Metazoa, Chordata, Ceratodontiformes, Protopteridae. Gene Ontology annotation, molecular function: palmitoyltransferase activity.
UUCCUCAACCAGUUAACGAGCUACUCUCAGAACAAUCCAAGUACUCUCAGACAAUAUUUCACCAAGCAAUCACGUCUCCGCGCCUCUUAAUGGGCGGAAGUGAUAGUGUGAUGGUACAAUUUGAGAGGAAGCGGAAGAGAUAUGGCAGUCUAAAAUGUUGGCCUGCUGUUUUCGGAGGGAUCCUUGUGGGCUGUUGUGUAUGGUAUUAACGUAUAUGAGCGUUAGCUACGCGGAUUACGUGAUACUGGGGCACAUUUUAUUGCCUGUUUACUCCAACAGCAUCUGGUGCCCACUUCAUGCUGUUGUGUUCAACCUUCUUAUCUUCAUGGUACUGGCCUGCCACCUGCGAGCUGUGUGCUCUGACCCAGGGGUGGUGCCUCUCCCAGAUACAGCAAUUGAUUUCUCGGACCUAAGGUCAGGGACAUCACGCAAGGAUGAUCGGGAAAAUGACUGGACAGUAUGCAAUCGCUGUGAGACAUACCGUCCACCACGUGCUCAUCACUGCAGAAUUUGCCAGCGUUGUAUCCGCCGCAUGGACCACCACUGUCCAUGGAUUAAUAACUGUGUUGGAGAGAUGAACCAGAAGUAUUUCAUCCAGUUCUUAUUUUAUACAGGAUUUGCAAGCCUUUAUGCCAUAGGUCUAGUGGUGGUUACUUGGCUUUGGCAAGUGACUGAGAAAAAUGAAAGCAUGACUGAAGAAGUGAACUUACAUCUUACCAAUGCCCAACU